UGCCGAUGCUAACGAGUGUGCCGAACUCUGAAGGCAAGUAACCCUCGUACAGCAGCCCAAGAGUGUGAAACGAUGUUUGCUCCAUGCGUUGAGCUCAUACGACGACGACGAAAUCCCACGCACGAGGAACGGGCUGCUUUGACUGAGCAGCUGCUGGAUGAAACCAAUGUACCCUCGAUCCAAGCCCUCAGCGAGCGCGGCGCCGACGUAGACUGCGGCGCGCUCGCCCGAGCCGCUUCCGACGGCGACGUCGACCGCACGCGCGCGCUCCUUUCGUUGAAAGCGGAUCCGAACAACGGUAGUCCCCUCCACGCUGCGUGCCGCGCUGGCUCCCUCGACUGCGUGCGCGCGCUGCGCCAGCACGGCGCCGAGGCGCGGCGGCCCGACGCGAACGGCCGCCUGCCCGCGGACGCCGCCGCCGCGGCGUGGCGGAAAGUAAGGAGACGACGAAGACGGGAAGGCCACUACUCCAAUGACAAUGACGACGACGACGAGCGCCGCUACCGCGAGGUGUUACGCACACUACCCGCGAAACCGUUACAUACAACACGACAAGUGGGACGCCGGUGCAAGGGCCUGACUCUGAAAGGGACGCGGUGCCUCGUCACGAGCUGCACGCGCAAUCCAGCAGCGGCGCCGCUCCGCAAGGGCGAGCGCUUCUGCGCGCACCACGCCUGCCAGGCGUGCGACUUUCCGGAUGACGAGGUCGCGCCCGCGCGGCCGGUGCGCACGGAGCUGACCGCCGACCAAACUUUGGAACUGUUGUCGACGCUCGCCGGCGUCGAGCGGCCUUCUUCAAUCCGGGAACGGCGGCGGCCCGCAACAGCGUCGCCAGAUAUCGCGGAGCUCCAUUCGCGGCGGCUCAACAUCGAGCAGCGAAUAGUGGAUGCGACGAGGCAAGUCCGCGAGCUCCAGGAACUCGGGCGAGUAAUAGCGACAUAGUCUUA
Molecule: messenger RNA, 947 nt
Organism: Pelagomonas calceolata
Lineage: Eukaryota; Pelagophyceae; Pelagomonadales; Pelagomonadaceae
Source: the annotation of a GenBank genome assembly